UCUAUAUGCAUAUAUAUAAACACACGAACACAUCAUCUGUGAUUACAAAUAAAAUCCUAUAUUGCUCUGCUCUGAUUCAUUCUUUCAUUAUCGAAGUAGAACAUCAAUCGGCUGCUUCAGACUAGCAGGCAGGUGAGCGGGGGUGGUCACGUGAGGUGCACAUGGGGUCGGCGGAGUACGAGCCGCUGCUGCUGGGGCUGAACUCCCGCACGCGGAUACAGGACUUGUCCUUCAACGAGGUGGAGGAGUUUCUGGCGCAGAAGCCGGUGGCGGUGCGCUGGUGGCCGCGGCUGGUUGGCUGGGAGUCGAGGCUGCUCUGGCUCUUGUCCGGCGCCUCCAUCGUGGUUUCCAUCUUUAAUUACAUGCUCAGUUUUGUGACGCUCAUGUUCACGGGGCAUUUAGGGGCGCUCGAGCUCGCCGGGGCCUCCAUUGCCAGCGUUGGAAUUCAAGGCCUGGCUUAUGGCAUUAUGUUGGGGAUGGCUAGCGCUGUUCAAACAGUAUGUGGGCAGGCUUAUGGAGCGAAGAAGUACGGAGCAAUGGGGGUAAUAUGCCAGAGAGCAAUCAUCCUGCACUUGGGAGCAGCCAUUCUCCUCACAGUCAUCUACUGGUACUCGGGCACAAUCCUGCGAGCCAUUGGGCAGUCGGACAGCAUCAGUGCCCAAGGCCAGAUUUUUGCACGCGGUUUGAUCCUACAACUCUAUGCGUUUGCAAUUAGCUGCCCCAUGCAGAGGUUCCUGCAGGCCCAGAACAUUGUGAACCCUCUGGCUUACAUGUCCAUUGGGGUGUUCUUGCUCCAUGUGCCCCUCACCUAUUUGGUUGUUUAUGUGUUGGACUAUGGCCUUCUUGGGGCUGCUCUUACCCUCAGCCUCUCUUGGUGGAUUCUGGCCCUCAUAAAUGGGGCUUACAUUCUCUCUAGUCCAUCUUGUAAGGAGACUUGGCUUGGUUUCUCUGUUAAAGCUUUCGAAGGGAUAUGGCCUUACUUCAAGCUCACUGUCGCUUCAGCUGUCAUGUUGUGCUUGGAGAUAUGGUACAACCAAGGACUUGUGCUUAUAUCUGGCCUCCUUCCAAAUCCAACAAUCUCUUUGGACUCCAUUUCCAUCUGCAUGAACUACUGGAAUUGGGACAUGAUGUUUAUGUUAGGCCUGAGCGCUGCAGCCAGUGUUCGAGUGAGUAAUGAACUGGGGGCAGGUCGUCCUAUGGUUGCAAAACUCUCAGUGGUUGUGGUGAACGGAACAAGCAUCCUCAUCAGUAUCUUUUUCAGUGCAAUUAUUCUAAUAUUUCGGCUUGAAUUAAGCAAACUGUUUACCAGUGAUACUGAGGUCAUUGAGGCGGUUUCCAAGUUGACCUCAUUGCUAGCGAUCUCUGUUUUAUUAAAUGGGAUUCAACCCAUACUCUCAGGGGUGGCCAUUGGGUGUGGUUGGCAAGCUGUUGUGGCUUAUGUUAACCUAGCCACUUACUAUAUAAUAGGUCUCCCCAUUGGAUGUGUUCUUGGCUUCAAAACAAGUUUAGGAGUUGCAGGGAUUUGGUGGGGGAUGAUAAUUGGAGUUCUUUUACAGACAGUAACCCUUAUAAUAAUCACGGCCAGAACAAAUUGGAAGGCAGAGGUCAUCUCAUCUCCAUUCCAUUAUCUGAACUGUUUUUCAAUACGGCGAAUUGCAUUUUGGUGUACUGAUCCUCAAUGAAUGCUUUUGCAGGUUCAAAAAGCCGUUGACCGCUUGAAGAAAUCUGCAAAUGAAGAAGUCCUGACCUUGGUGGACAGCAUAUGAGCAUUUGCUGAGGAUACUGUUUUCUUUCUUAAUUUCAACUUAUCUACAUGAGCUAGCUUCCUACCAGCUGGUUUUUUCUGUGCUUUUUUUUUUUUUUUUCCCAAUUUUCCACUUCUUCUUUUUUUCUUUUUUUUUUCUUUUUUUAGGUUGAGUGAGUACGGAUCAAUGUUUGCCUACCAGCUUUUGUGAAAUUAUGUUUCUCGAAAAAUCCACUCAAUUUCUGCAUUUCCAAAAAGUAGAAAUUAUUGGCUCAUGUAUUGGCAAAGAGGUUCUGCUCCAAUAAUUUUGUGGAAGAUAAUUUUUGUUUUUCCAUGUCAAAA
Messenger RNA from Malania oleifera, 2086 nucleotides. RefSeq names its product protein DETOXIFICATION 41-like. Gene Ontology annotation, molecular function: antiporter activity; xenobiotic transmembrane transporter activity. Lineage: Eukaryota; Viridiplantae; Streptophyta; Magnoliopsida; Santalales; Ximeniaceae. The transcript has 7 exons. The record is from RefSeq and is a predicted model, not a curated record. Gene Ontology annotation, biological process: xenobiotic detoxification by transmembrane export across the plasma membrane. Bases 162 to 1682 code for a protein of 506 amino acids. Gene Ontology annotation, cellular component: vacuolar membrane.